Molecule: messenger RNA, 1975 nt
Organism: Entelurus aequoreus (snake pipefish)
Lineage: Eukaryota; Metazoa; Chordata; Actinopteri; Syngnathiformes; Syngnathidae
Product: relaxin-3 receptor 1-like
Exons: 3
Coding region: 1-1260 (419 amino acids)
Biological process (GO): immune response; G protein-coupled receptor signaling pathway
Cellular component (GO): membrane
Molecular function (GO): G protein-coupled receptor activity
Source: RefSeq, a predicted model, not a curated record
AUGCAGAGCAACAGCAGCUCUUCAGCACCCAUGGGUGCUCUGAGCGUGUGCGGAGGGGAGGAGGACGAGCGGGAACUCUCCAAACUGCUCCACCCCGGCGGGGCGGCGUCCAACCUGGCCGCCUUGAACCUGUCCCUCAACUGCUGGCUGCACAUCUUGUCCAAGGAGUCCUCUGUGGACCUGCAUGGAGACAAUGCCAACAUGGCGGUACGAGUCCUCAUGGCCUUGGUCUACCUGGUGAUGUGUGUCCUCGGUCUGGUGGGCAACCUCCUGGCGCUCUCCCUGCUCCGCCUCCGCCGCCGCGGCCAGCGCCACUCCUCCGUGGACUUUUUGGUGAUGAGCCUGGCGCUCACCGACCUCCAGUUCGUCCUCACCCUGCCCUUCUGGGCGGUGGACACGGCGCUGGACUUCCGCUGGCCCUUCGGCAGGGCCAUGUGCAAGAUGGUGAGCUCGGUCAGCACCAUGAACAUGUACGCCAGCGUCUUCUUCCUCACCGCCAUGAGCGUCACCCGCUACCACUCGCUGGUCACCUCCCUGAAGGCGGCCAGUCCCAGGACGGCGGCCGCUCGGGCCAGGUGGGCCAGCGUGGCCAUUUGGGUGGUGUCACUGGUGGCCACACUGCCCCACUCCAUCUACUCCACCACAGUGCAGGUGUCUGCCGAUGACGAGCUCUGCCUCGUCAGGUUCUCCGAAUCCGAUUCUGGUCGCUGGGAUCCCCAAGUUCUCCUCGGACUCUACCAAAUGCAAAAAGUGCUCCUGGGAUUUGUGGUUCCUUUGAUCAUCAUCAGCGUGUGCUACCUCCUCCUCCUGAGGUUCAUCCUGAGCCGGCGAGUGGUGGGUAGCACGAUGGGCGGGGCUGCCGCAGAGAGGUCCGAAGGCGAGCGAGGACGCCACCGCCGCCGCUCCAAAGUCACUCGCUCCGUCACCAUCGUGGUUUUGUCCUUCUUCCUGUGCUGGCUGCCCAACCAGGCCCUGACUUUGUGGGGGGUGCUGAUCAAGUUUGACCUGGUGCCCUUCAGCAAAGCUUUUUACAACGCCCAGGCCUACGCCUUCCCCCUGACCGUGUGCCUGGCGCAGGCCAACAGCUGCCUCAACCCGGUCCUCUACUGCCUCAUCCGCCAGGAGUACCGCACCGGACUCAAGGAGCUCCUUCUGCGGGUUUCUCGCUCCGUCCAGAACCUUUUCGCACACGCCCAGAGGGGGCGGAGAGUGGAGGUAGCCCCGCCCACUUUGGGGACGACACACAAAGACGACGCGUGACUUCAGCCAUAUUGGUUUUACUCGGAUCUGGGUGGUACUUCAAGUGCAGUGGAACCUCCAACAAUGAACAUCUCUGUUCAAAGAUGCUGAAGUUGUCCUUUCAAAACACGUUGCAUGCAGUCGUACCUCAACUUAUGAACUUAAUCGGUUCUGUGACCAAGCUCUUAACUCAAAACACUUGUAUCUCAAAUCAACGUCUUCCUUUGGAAUAGAGUUUCCCCGCCGCCCUCCCAAGUAGCAACAUUUUAACGUGACUUUUCUCUCAAAUAAACAACACGGUAGAAAAACAAGAAAAACCACUUCAGAAAAAACGUGGCUUUCCAAGAUUAGAAUACAGUAGCGUAGUAGGCCUAAGUAUUCAUUAGAAACAAGGCAGAGGUUUUAUUUAAUAUAUUGAAUUUGUUGGUGUCUAUCACUUCACACACAGAUUGAACAGUAACACUGUGUUUAUUUGGCAUACCACUAGAGCAUGGGUGUCAAACUCUGGCCCGCGGGCCAAAUUUGGCCCGCCGUGUAAUUUCACUUGGCCCUUGAGGUGAUAUCAAAUUAACACUAGAGCUGGCCCGCCGAUUAUAUUCAGCGGCGGUGCUGUGGUAACACCGCAUUCACCGCUAAUUCUCAUACUUGCCAACCCUCCCGGGAGUCUUCCAAACUUCAGCGCCCCUCCCGAAAAUCGUCACGUCUGCUUUUCAGCCAGUCUAACGAGUGCUGGCCC